AUGAGCUCUGGAGAGAGGAAGCUGGAAGCAGCGGGGCCCAGAGGGAGGAGGGCUCGCAGGCCCCGGGAACAGGACCGAGACGUGCAGCUGUCCAAGGCGCUGUCCUAUGCCCUGCGCCACGGGGCCCUGGCGCUGGGGCUGCCCCUGGGGGCCGGCGGCUUCGUGCCCCUGCGCGCCCUCCUGCAGCUGCCCCAGUUCCGCGGCUUCUCGGCGGAGGAUGUGCAGCGCGUGGUGGACACCAACGCGAAGCAGCGGUUCGCCCUGCAGCCGGGCGACCCCGGCACCGGCCCCCUCAUCCGGGCCAACCAGGGCCACUCCCUGCAGGUUCCUGAUUUGGAGCUGAUGCCCCUGGAGACCCCACAGGACCUGCCCCCGACGCUGGUCCAUGGCACGUUCUGGCAGCACUGGCCCUCCAUCCGGCUCAAGGGCCUGUCCUGCCGUGGAAGGACACACAUCCACUUGGCCACAGGGCUGCCUGGGGACCCUGGGGUCAUCAGUGGCAUGCGGCCGAACUGCCACAUGGCCGUGUUCGUCAACGGGCCCCUGGCCCUGGCCGAUGGAAUCCCCUUCUUCCGCUCUGCCAACGGGGUGAUCCUGACUCCGGGAAACGCCGAUGGCUUCCUGCUCCCCAAGUACUUCACGGAGGCCCUGCAGCUGCGGCCGGCCCGAAAACCCCUCUCCUUGGCUGGCGAUGAAGAGACAGAGUGUCAGAGUGGCCCCCAGCACAGCUCCAGAGGAGGAAGGAUGAUCCAACAAUAA
Molecule: messenger RNA, 759 nt
Organism: Pipistrellus nathusii (Nathusius's pipistrelle)
Lineage: Eukaryota; Metazoa; Chordata; Mammalia; Chiroptera; Vespertilionidae
Source: the annotation of a GenBank genome assembly